AUGUCAAUUGUUUUCUUUUUUUGGCCACUUGGGAAAAUUUGGUUAGCUGCUCAUUAUCGUAAAAAAUUGUCCAAAAAAGAUAUAAUCAAAGUAAAUGUCUCGGAAUCGGUUGAGGCGAUUCUUCAAUCUAGGAUAUUAUUAUCUCUUCGAACUUCUUCUCAUCUUCUUUAUGGUAUUAGUUUUCUUUUAAAUAAGCAAGUUAGUUACCUGUUGGUAGAUGCAUUGGAAUAUGCCUACUGUGUCCCGCAAUUUAUUACCGCUCAAGGAAUUGAUAUGGAAGAACAAUUAGAGAAUAUCAAUGAUGUUAAUAUAUCAAUUGAUGAUCAUUUGGAAUUUAAUUUGACUCAGGAAAAUGUUGAUGCUCCUGAUCUUAGGUCGGCAAAUUUGGGACAAUUAUUGUUACAAGGUGAAGCCGCUGAGAUUCUCUGUGAUGAAUUUGCUGAGUUUGAUGUUCUGAGAAAUGAUUCUAGAGAAUCAGUUCAUGUUGAAGAAAUUCUUUUUGAUGAUCAUGUAUUUCUUGACGAUGGGUUUGGUGGACGAUUGGAUCAAGAUCCUACUACAAUUUUCGACCUUCCUGGUGUUAGACCAACUGGUAACUCAACAGUCGAUGUAUCAGAUGGACCUCCUGAAGAAGUGCCAUUGAUUGAUAUUUUUGAUCAACCAGCUCAACAUAAUCCGGAAAAUGAUGAAGUAGUUGAUAACAUGGAUCAUAUUCCCCCUCCAGAUAAUGUUGACCACCUUAUGGGAUCACCGAGACUUAAUCCUCUUGGUGCAGUUCCAUCAAUGGAAGAGCUUCGACAACCAAGUGCGGCAGAAAUAUCUGGAAAUGUUGGUCGUGAAGAAGAGCUGAUUUUGGAGCCACUUGAUGAAUCAUAUCGUCGCCCAAAAAGAAGAAAAGUUUGUAGAUUAAUCAUCGACGAAGUUAAUGAGAUCGCAUCGGACAUCAUCAAAGCAAAUAUUCGUGAUGCUCAGCAACCUGAAAUUGAAUUGGCACCAGUAACAAGGAGGUUGAUGAUUGCUAAGAAAACAUUAAGAGCUUCUGUCUUACUCAAGGCUCCAGAAAAAUGUUUCUCAUCGAUUCAAAAAAAGUUGUACCAAUCACAUCUCAAAGUUAUCACUGAAAUAGUUGAUCGAGAUGACGAAUCUACUAUAAUUGAUGACGUUAAUUUCAACGUAGGAAGAUCUCAAGAUAUUCCUGAUGUAAUAAACAACAAUUUCGACGAUGAUUUACUAAUGGAAGACAUUCCACCACCACCGGUGCCAGAUGAAGAGCCAAUAAUUGCCCCAGUUGUAGAAGAAGAGGAAGUUAUUCCAGUUCGAAGUCAACUACAACCAGAUGAUCCUGAGGUUCGACCUUCUCAAGAAAGAGCUGGAAGUCAACGACGUAGAAAAAGACGAAGAUUAUCACAAGAACAAGCUCGAAGAGGAACUGUCUUCGAACCAGAGGUUUUACAUCGUGAUUCAGACAUAGAAUUUGAAAGAACUCAAAUGAACGAUCCAAUUCCAGAAGAUGAUUUUCUUUUUGCAAGUCAAACUCCAUCAGAGUUUCAACCAACCCCUGAUGAUGGUUUACUUUCUCAAUUAUCCCAAACAUUAUCCGAACCCGUUACAUUUUCACAAUUAACUCAAGAUUAUAAUAGGAAAAAAGCUGCAUCAACAUUUUUCCAACUUCUUGCUCUACACAAACAACGAGUAAUUAUCCUCGAGCAACAUAAAUUUUAUGAAGAAAUUCACGUAUCCAAAGGACCAAAUUUCCGAGGAGCUUACGUUUAUUAAUCAAUUCGAGUUGGAAAUAAUCAACCUCUACAUUAAAAACUCUAAUCGUGUCCAUCAAAUGUUCACAAUUCAAACUACUCAAAGUCCUACAAUUCAUCUGAUAAUUGUCAUCAACUUCAUUAGACAGAUAGUUCAGUCAAUUCAUUAAUCAAUUUCACUAAUAUUUAUUUAUCAUUUUUCAACUCCCUCGUCAAGUUAAUGUAUCUAAAUAUAUUUUCACUAAGGAUCAAAUAUUU
Messenger RNA from Panonychus citri (citrus red mite), 2012 nucleotides. RefSeq names its product double-strand-break repair protein rad21 homolog. Lineage: Eukaryota; Metazoa; Arthropoda; Arachnida; Trombidiformes; Tetranychidae. Gene Ontology annotation, cellular component: synaptonemal complex; cohesin complex. The transcript has 5 exons. Bases 1 to 1776 code for a protein of 591 amino acids. Gene Ontology annotation, molecular function: chromatin binding; protein binding. The record is from RefSeq and is a predicted model, not a curated record. Gene Ontology annotation, biological process: mitotic sister chromatid cohesion; replication-born double-strand break repair via sister chromatid exchange; synaptonemal complex assembly.